CACAUAUCACAAAAGAUCAGAAGUCUUCCAGUUUUACUUAGCUUGGAGCUUGGGUUGGAGGAGAUUUGUUCUCAAAAAGGGUGUCAUGGAUAUCCCUCUGCCUCUUACUAAAUUGGCUAUGCAUUUGGUUAAUCUCGACGACAAGGACAAGGAAUAUGUAGUUCUAGUAGCAACUGGAAGUUUCAAUCCUCCUACUUACAUGCAUUUGCGAAUGAUGGAACUAGCAAGGGAUGCAUUGAAUUCUGAAGGCUUUUGUGUGAUUGGAGGUUAUAUUUCACCUGUUAAUGAUGCAUACAACAAGAAGGGACUUCUAUCUGCUGACCAUCGUAUACAGUUGUGUCAUUUAGCCUGCAAAAGUUCAGAGUUUGUAAUGGUUGACCCAUGGGAGGCAAGACAAAGUACCUUCCAACGAAGUUUAACAGUACUGUCUAGAGUUAAGGGUUUCUUGUCUGCAUCUGGGCUGAUACCUAGUGAAUCCCUGAAGUGCAUGCUUGUCUGUGGUUCUGAUCUACUCCACUCUUUUAGCAUUCCUGGAGUUUGGAUUCCAGACCAGAUCAGGGGCAUAUGUAGAGAUUAUGGUGUGGUUUGCAUUCGCAGGGAGGGACAAGAUAUUGACAAGAUAAUGUCAAAUGAUGAUAUUUUGAGGGAGAAUAGGGGUAACAUAAGAAUUGUGGAUGAGCUUGUACCAAACCAAAUAAGCUCAACAAGAAUAAGGGAUUGCAUCUCAAGAGGAUUGUCGAUAAAGUAUCUGACUGCAGAUGAAGUAAUUGAUUAUAUUAAAGAGCAUCAUCUCUAUUUGAACUCAGAAUGACAAAUGACGAUCAUGAUUUUCCAUUGAUCGAAGUCCCACAUGUAUAUCAGAUCAUUGUGUAGAAACCAAUUGUCGAUCGAUCAAUGGAAGUACAUAAUUUUGACAAUGUCCACUGUUUAAAGCAUUCUGAUUUUUUUACCAAACGGUUGGUAUCUUUAAUAUGUCGUUUCCCUUCAAUCUUGUUCCAGUGAU
Argentina anserina (silverweed cinquefoil) is the source of this 1003-nucleotide messenger RNA. RefSeq names its product nicotinamide/nicotinic acid mononucleotide adenylyltransferase. The record is from RefSeq and is a predicted model, not a curated record. NCBI's taxonomy places the organism in Eukaryota, Viridiplantae, Streptophyta, Magnoliopsida, Rosales, Rosaceae. Gene Ontology annotation, molecular function: nicotinate-nucleotide adenylyltransferase activity; nicotinamide-nucleotide adenylyltransferase activity. Bases 86 to 811 code for a protein of 241 amino acids. The transcript is spliced from 10 exons. Gene Ontology annotation, biological process: NAD+ biosynthetic process.